CCAAGAGGAGAAGAUCCUGCUUGCCUGUGUAAUCCCUUCUCUCCGCGGCUCACGCGCUCAGCCGGCCGUCAUGGCGACCGCAGGGAGGCUCUACUGCGGGGUGAACCGCGUCUAGAAACUCCCCUGGGAUUCUGAUAUUCUUCCCUUGUGCCCGGACGUAGAUGUAACACCUUCUUCUGAGCUGCGGGAAUACUUUGGCUUGGACAAGCCUGUAUUACCAGAGAGGAGGAGAAGGGGCUUUCAGUGAAUAUCCUAGAGCGCCAUGGCAGAGCCAGAUCAAGAGACCAUCUCCUCUGGAGCAGGUCAGCGUCUUGGAGCCCCCGAGACUCUUGGCAUCAGCACUUUGGACCCCGGCCACAGGCCCCCGGCGAUGCCCCCUGGAAGACGUGUCACUGUCAGGGUCCGUAUGUUGGAUGACACAGAAGAGCUUUUCGACGUCUCGCAAAAAGCUUCAGGCAAGGUGCUAUUUGACAUGGUGUGCUCCCACAUGAAUCUGAUUGAAGGUGACUACUUUGGCCUGGAGUUUCAGAACCACCAAAAGAUGACGGUGUGGUUGGACCACAUCAAACCGAUUAUUAAGCAGCUUCACCGACCCAAGCACACGGUCCUGAGGUUUAGUGUGAAGUUUUUUCCACCUGACCAUGCACAGCUGCUAGAGGAGCUGACAAGGUAUCUGUUUGCGCUGCAGAUCAAACAGGAUCUCUCCUGCGGACGUCUGACUUGCAACGACACCAGCGCGGCUCUGAUGGUCUCCCACAUCAUCCAAUCCGAGAUUGGAGACUUUGACGAUAGUCACUGCCGCUCACACCUGCUGAACAACAACUACAUUCCAGAUCAGAUGCCCCUGAUCGACAAAAUCAUGGAGUUUCACUCCAAGCAUAUAGGUCAGUCACCCGCAGAAUCAGAUUUUCAGUUGCUAGAGGUCGCUCGCAAGUUGGAGAUGUACGGGAUCCGCCUGCACCCUGCCAAGGAUCGAGAAGGAACCAGCUUGAGUCUGGCUGUGGCUCAUACAGGCGUUUUGGUCUUCCAGACACACACGAGGAUCAAUGCCUUCAACUGGUCCAAGAUUCGCAAAAUGAGCUUUAAGCGAAAACGUUUCCUCAUCAAGCUCAGGCCGGAUCUAAAUAGUUCCUAUCAGGACACUCUGGAGUUUCUGAUGGCCAGUAGGGACUGCUGUAAAGUCUUCUGGAAGAUCUGUGUGGAAUAUCACGCCUUCUUCCGCCUAUUUGAGGAACCAAAACCCAAACCCAAGCCUGUGCUCUUCUCACGAGGAUCGUCCUUCAGAUUUAGCGGCCGCACACAGAAGCAGGUGAUUGAUUACGUGAGGGAAUCGGAGUUCAAAAGGAUCCCGUUUGAAAGGAAACACAGCCGGGUCCGAUACAACAGUCGAGUUCAACACAACAGUCGUUUGUCGCCGCUGCCUUCUCCUCGCCACCAUGAAGUGCCAUCAGAAAGUGGUGUUCCUGAGGACAGACUCAGUUCUUCUCCUCGGCGCCAUUGGAAGGAGUCGGUGCUUGUCAGUGCUGAAGAUCCAGCAGCUUUACAGGCUUCAAGAAUGAGUCCUGUCCAGAGAAACGGCUACGAAGACAGAAAGGGGUCUGUUUCCAAGACUGAGGGAUCAAGAGGGUCAACACGACAGACGUCCCCCGAACAUCUUAGCCAAGGCGUGGUUCCCCACAGCCCUCCACUGUCUGGACACCCCCAUGGGAUGGUGAAUGGUCAGAAGUCUCUGGAGCUGUUCAGCCACAGUCUCGACGGCCGCCAGCCUUCGCCUCUUACCAGCCCGCUGCUCAACGACGCCUGCAGUAUCCGCACCGAUGAUGAGGAUGAGGUCCGGAGGAAGAGGUUCCCUACUGAUCGGGCCUAUUUCAUCGCCAAAGAGCUGCUGACCACAGAGAGGACUUAUCUGAAGGACUUGGAGGUGGUGACUGUGUCGUUCCACAGUGUGGUGGGACAGGAUGAGGAAACCCCUGACACCCUGAAGAACUCGCUUCUCUCCACCUUCGAGCCGCUCCACAAGUUCCACACUGGUUUUCUCAGAGAGGUGGAGCAGAGGCUGGCUCUAUGGGAAGGACGGUCCAAUGCUCACAUCAAAGGAGACUACCAACGCAUUGGAGAUGUGAUGCUGAAAAACCUCCAAGCCUUGAAGCUAUUGUGCUUGCAGCCUCUGACAACAAACAUGCAUAAGCAGUCUGAGAUCCUCCUUGAGCUGGAAAAAGCAUGUAAGGCAUCACGGAGGGUGGAGAACUUGUACAGAGACUUUGAGUUGCAGAAAGUGUGCUACAUUCCACUGAACGUCUUCAUCCUGCGGCCUCUCCACCGCCUCAUUCAUUACAAGCAGAUCCUGGAGCGCCUGUGUAAACAUUAUCCAGCAACUCAUGUGGACUUCAGGGACUGCAGAGCUGCUCUGGCUGAUGUCUCCGAGGUGGUGGAGCAGCUCCAGGGGAGUCUGAUCAAGAUGGAGAACCUGCAGAAGCUUCUUGAGCUAAAAAAAGAUUUGCUUGGUGUCGACAAUCUGGUGGUUCCUGGUCGAGAGUUCAUCAGAUUAGGCUGCCUUAGCAAACUGUCUGGAAAAGGCCUUCAGCAGCGAAUGUUUUUUCUGUUUAAUGACAUCAUUUUGUACACGAGUCGGGGGAUGACGGCGACCAAUCAGUUCAAAGUGCACGGGCAGCUGCCUCUCCGUGGCAUGACAAUCAGAGAGAGCGAAGAUGAGUGGGGUGUGCCUCACGCCUUCACCUUGGUUGGACAGGGACAGUCAAUGGUAGUAGCAGCAAGUUCUUUGACAGAGAUGGAGAAGUGGAUGCAGGACAUCAAGAUGGCGAUAGAGAUGGCUAAAACCAGCAAUGGUCCCACAUCUGAUGUGCUGACCUGCACCCUGACUGACAACAAAUGCCCAGAGGACUCCCCGGCAGAGGCAGAGUCUGAGGACGAAAUGGCGACUUCACACACAUCGCUGGAGAAGCCCACGCCUCAUCGUGGCAACACCAUGGUGCACGUGUGCUGGCACAGGAACACCAGCGUGUCCAUGGUGGACUUUAGCGUAGCUGUGGAGAAUCAGCUUUCAGGAAACUUGUUAAGAAAGUUCAAAAACAGCAACGGCUGGCAGAAGCUCUGGGUGGUCUUCACCAACUUCAGCCUGUUCUUCUAUAAAUCUCACCAGGAUGAUUAUCCUCUGGCCAGCCUUCCUCUACUGGGGUACUCUGUCACAGUUCCCUCUGAUAAUGAAAACAUUCACAAAGACUACGUCUUCAAGCUGCAUUUCAAGUCCCAUGUAUACUAUUUCCGAUCAGAAAGUGAAUACACUUUUGAAAGGUGGAUGGAGGUCAUCCGCAGCGCCACAGUCCCAUCAAGCCGGAACAGCAAACAUCCUCACCCUCACUGAUUGGGUUCUAGUUGGAUUUCCCUUCACUCUAUAUGGAUGGCAUCUGCCCGUCCCGCCAAGCCCCAUUCCUCAGCAACACUUUGCUUUCCUUCUCUACAUAACCGGGACAUUUUUACAUGUGUACACGCACACUUUGUGCUCUUUAUUUUUUAAAGGCUUCGAAUGGUGACAUGUCCGCUGGUUUAGACUGCAUCAGAGACUGUGUUUUUAUUCCCCCAACUCUGAAACCUCUUUUUACAGAUGUCAUUUUAUACAGCUUUUCUAACCGUCUGAACCAAUUUCCAGACUCUCUGGUUUUACAUUAGUCAUUUUUGCAGUGGGAACAUAUUGAUUUAGAUUCUUACUUGGAGGGAAGAAUUGUGCCCAGCCUCCUCAUAUUUUGUUUUCAGCUUUGAAGAUGACCCGCCGUGUCUGUGCCAAAUUGGUUUAUAGCAACAUCAGGGACUUUUUAAGGAGUAGGAUGUCCCCCUGUGUGCCGAUAAGAAACAGACCCUCCUUUAACUGUUGCAGCUCUGCACCCAACUGGCCCAGCAUUGUGGCUCUAAAGUAAAGAGUGAAAUUAUUGAACCACCAGGGGGAGCUGCCAUCAUCACUAAUGCUGUCUUAAAUGAAGUGAAUCCUCUACUAGCUGAUCUUCGUUCUAUGGAAACUGAGUAUUUUUGUAAACUCUAAAUUGAGUGAUAGUAUCACUUCAUAAUCUCUGCAUUAUGAGGGAAUGUGGAACUGAAAGCUUUAAGAGUGUGUGAGGGAAAAAAGUAAAAAAAAACUUUCAAUAUGAAUUUGUUUAUCAUCCUGACCCCUGAAUAUAGGUCUAUGUAUGGAUCUGAAUGAAUAAAGUAUGCAGCUAAGUGUUAUGAAAUGGUUAAAAAAAGGAAAAAAAAAGUUUUUCGUUGUUGAUUUUUUUGAGAUAAGAAGGCUUUUGGAA
Molecule: messenger RNA, 4307 nt
Organism: Cyprinodon variegatus (sheepshead minnow)
Lineage: Eukaryota; Metazoa; Chordata; Actinopteri; Cyprinodontiformes; Cyprinodontidae
Product: FERM, RhoGEF and pleckstrin domain-containing protein 1-like
Exons: 27
Coding region: 263-3382 (1039 amino acids)
Cellular component (GO): cytoskeleton
Molecular function (GO): guanyl-nucleotide exchange factor activity; cytoskeletal protein binding
Source: RefSeq, a predicted model, not a curated record